AUGUCCCGCUCCUCAAGAAGAACACCCGUCAUAAUCGGCGUCGGCGACAUCGUCAACCGCUCCAAGUCCCUCUCAGACGCCAUUGAGCCCCUCCAGCUAAUGAUCCUCUCCAUCCAAGAAGCUAUCAAAGACACCGGCCUUCCACCAUCCACCCUCUCAACGCUCCAAUCCUCUAUCGACAGCAUCGACGUCGUAAAAUCCUGGACAUGGCCCUGCGAUUAUCCAAAUCUGAUUGCAGAGAGACUGGCAUUCAAGCCGGUGCAUUGCGAGUACAGUGAGCAUGGCGGCAAUCAGCCGGCGAAGUUGGUCGAUGAGGCUGCGAGGAGGAUCUCGGCGGGAGAGUGUGAGGUAGCGGUUGUCACGGGUGGGGAGGCGUUGGCGAGCUUAACCGCCUGCGCCGCCGCAAAGAAACUCCCACCACCUGGCUGGACUGCCCCAAACGAAGACGUCCGAUCUGUCUUCUCGCCCACUACGCGAGAACUCCAACCUAGUCUCGGCGCCAAACACUCCAUUGGCAACCCCGUGCAACUCUACCCGCUCUACGAGAAUGCUUUCCGUGCUUAUCGUGGCCAGUCGAUAGCAGACAACCACCUCGAGUCUGCAGAGCUGUACGCCGAAUUCGCCAAAGUCGCUGAAGGCAAUGCGUAUGCUUGGGGUGGUGGUGCGAAGGCAGAGACGAAGGAGAGUAUUGGGACGGUUUCGAAGAAGAACCGCAUGAUUUGUUUUCCUUAUCCGUUGUUGAUGAAUGCUUUCAACACUGUCAAUUUGGCCGCAGCUUGUAUCCUCACAUCGACAGAGCACGCACGAGAACUUGGUGUUUCACCAGACAAGUUCAUCUACCCCUUGGGAGGCGCCGGAACUUCGGACAGCAAUGAAUUCUGGCAAAGACCGGCAUAUUGGUGGAGUCCCAGCAUAUCUCGAUCUCUCGACGCCGCUUUGGAUGUUUCGUCGAUCGACAAGGAGGAGAUUGAUCUAUACGACUUUUACUCAUGUUUCCCUAUCGUCCCAAAACUAGCCUGUGAACAUCUCGGCCUCCCAAUUACCGGGCAACGGAAAGCAAUCACACUACUAGGCGGCCUGACUUCCUUCGGCGGUGCUGGGAAUAACUAUUCAUUACAUGCCAUCACAGAAAUGACCCGCCAGCUCCGACAAGGAAAGGGCAAGACUGGCUUGGUACUCGCCAACGGUGGCUGGGUGACAUACCAGCAUGUCCUUUGCCUUUCCAGGUCUCCGCGGAGCGAUGGGCUGCCUUAUCCAGAUGUGACCCCGUUGCCGAAAUAUGUGACGGACGUGUUUGUUCCGAAGGUAUUAGAGCAGGCGGAGGGUGAUGCGACGAUUGAGACAUACACCGUCGAAUACGAUCGGGACAACAAACCCCUGAGAGGCCACGUCGUCGGCCGCCUAAAAGACGGCUCGAGAUUCCUCGCGAAUCACGCCGAUGAACAUACCCUCAAAAAACUCUCAAGUUGGGAAACAGAACAAGUCAACAGAAAAGGCAUCGUAACGACAGACAAGAAGAGCGGAAGGAAUCUCUUCUCUUUCGGCGAAGUCUCCAGACUAUGA
This is a messenger RNA of Zasmidium cellare ATCC 36951, 1563 nucleotides long. RefSeq lists its product as uncharacterized. Gene Ontology annotation, molecular function: acyltransferase activity. Bases 1 to 1563 code for a protein of 520 amino acids. The record is from RefSeq and is a predicted model, not a curated record. The transcript has 8 exons. NCBI's taxonomy places the organism in Eukaryota, Fungi, Ascomycota, Dothideomycetes, Mycosphaerellales, Mycosphaerellaceae.